UUUUUAAUUGUUGUUCACAGCUAUCUGCUAAGGACAAGUCAAGAUGACUGACAGUCGAGACCAGUGCAGUUGCUGCAGCCAAGUCUUUAUAAUCUAUCCCAAAUUAGGUGGGCGACAAGCAAAUGAACAUUAGCACAGACACUGUGGCCUAAUGGAGAGUGGGCAAAGUACGGAGAUGAAGGCCUUCAGUAGAAGAAACAGCAGUUGGAAGAAGUCAUAGAGGAUUUGGAGGAGACGCUUUCUCGCUCCAAGAAAAUGGCUGCACAAUCCCCAACAGUCAGUGAGCUUCCCUUGGAGGAGCUACUGGCUUUAUAUGGAUAUCAAGUAUCCAAUCCACAGAAGGAAACAUGUCCUAUAACCACCACUCUGCCAGAUAUGACUCUGGAUAAGGAUCAGAAGACGAAGGACCUGUUUCAUGGCAAGAAAGAGAAACAAGCUUCAGCCUAUGAUCUCACCUCCUCAAACACCUCAGAUUUGCUGCCCAGCCUCCAGGACAGAUACAAAGCGACGACUGUCAGCUCAUCAGACGACGACACUGAUGAUUCUUCUAUUCCGUCCAAUGAAGAGCACAAGGAAAUCAUGGUCGGCUCCAUGUAUCAAGCAAAAAUCCCACCAAUAAAUCCACAUUUAUCUGAGGAGAGAGCUUACAACCACGACGACCAGGUGCUGUGGAGGCCCGAGGUUUUGCCUGUACAGGAAGUAGAGAAAUUUUUGCAGAAUGUACAGAGACUUUGUGGCAAGGAGGGGGCGGUAUGGACCCAAACAGCCACUAUCCAAGACAAUGAGCAGGCACUGUAUGAACUAGUGAAAUGCAACUUCAAUGCAGAAGAAGCACUGAGACGGUUACGUUUCAAUGUGAAAGUAUUCAGUGAGGAGCUGUGUUCUUGGAGCGAGGAGGAGUGUAGGAACUUUGAGAAUGGCUACCGUGUUUAUGGGAAAAACUUCCAUCUCAUUCAGGCUAAUAAGGUACGAACUCGCUCCGUUGGUGAGUGUGUGGCAUAUUACUACAUGUGGAAGAAAUCGGAGCGCCACAUGUUCUUCACCCAGCAGGCCACAAGGGUGAGCCGAAAAAAGUACAUCAUGCAGUCGGAGAACAUUGAGGAUGGAGACCAGGAUGGAGAGGGUGGAGAUCUCGAGGGAAGCAACAAUUCUUUGGGGUUACUGUCACAGAUCUCAAUAACCUCUGGACAAAUGGAGUCCCGGUUUCCUUCAAGUACAAGUCUGGAUCUAAACAAACAAGACGGUGAGCUGGUGAUGAGUCUGUCCGAGCUGUGUCCCGACGAAUGUCCUCAGCAGCUCUUCGACUGUCCGUUCUCUUACCCAUCCAUGGACGAACUUGGAGACGCUGCCUCGGAUCGUCCCUCAGCUCCGGUUCAGCUCCAGUCUCAGCCCUCUGACCAGUGCUCUGAGUGGGGCCGUGGAAACCCGCCGGCCCGCCUUGACGACGACCACGGCUUCCUGAACUCCUGUUUCUACCACCUGCAGAUGCACGGCAGGCCCUUCGUUUCUGACGGCCCUGGUUGUGGUGCCGCAGGCGGUGGGACUCACGCCCCCCGCAGGCUGCAGGUGGAAUUUAACCUUCCCUCCACCUCGGCUUCCUCGGCCGCUGUUCUCUCAUCAAACUUCCAGGCGUUUGGCAGCCUGCUGCACCCCUAGCCCUUUUAACAUUCGGGCAGAGUGUAAUGUACACAGAAGAAUAUCAUCCGUUUACUCUCUCUGCAGACAGAUAUUUAAUUGGUCAAACAGUUUUUACAUUUGAAAAAGAUGGAGCUGUUGCUCUGGAGGAGGCCUUACCAUCAACGUCCGUCCGUUGUUGAAUGCUGAGUGUUUAAUUUAUGACUGUCAGCCAUUGAUCGUGUUUAUAUCUAUUGAUUACAAUUUGUAACAACACAGUGUAGGGGAUGAAAGCUGCAGACCAGUUUUCUCAAUCACAUCAAUUUUCUGAGUCGUAACUUAUUCAGGUUUUUUUUUUCUUCUUAUCAUUAUUCCUGGGAAGAAGAAGUUGGGCAAAAGAGCCAGCAACUUGUUUGUCUUUUUUUCUAUCGCUUUUAUUGCUGCUGUUGUUUCAGACAAUUUUCCAUCACACACAACAGAUGCUCAAUCUUGGCAAGUUUUUUAUAUGGAAAUUAUUUCCCCCCCUCUUCCUCGACCCUGUCUGUUGUGUUUAGGUUUUCUAGCAGAACUUUUUCAUAUUUACAAUGAAACCUGUAACAAAAUUGUAUAUAUAGAUUUGUUUUAAACAUGAAGCCACAAAGCAGCUCUAUAACUCAUUAAAACUUCAUUCUACCCAUUUUAAUAAGUUGAUUAAAUUGUACUUGACAUGCGUGAAUCAAUUGGCCAGAGAACUGAGCCAAAUUUGACCCCGAUUGUCAAGUCAAAACCUUUAACCUGUGGGUUUUUUCAGUUUAUUAAAUGCAUAAUAAUGAGCUACACCCACUAUUUUCUGUCUACAAUGCAUCAAUCAACAACAUGAACUCUGCUGCACUAGCCUGCAUCGGCUUCUUUGUCUGAUUUUUGGUAAAUCAGAUGGAAAAAAAAUGUAUUGGUGCAUUCUUUUCCUUUUUUACAUCAAAUGUAAUAUAAACAGGUUUAUAUAUCUCUGACUUCUGUGUCUCCAUGUACAGUUUGUCAGUUCCUGCAAGAUCAUUGUGUACCUUAGCAUAUAAUGAGAAGCACUCGUCUUUGAACGGCUUCAUGUUUAAGGAUGAAGCCGGAUGAAGGAUGAAUGUUCUAGUCUGAAGGUAAAGUUCUCUUCUUCUUUGUUUUCAUCUGGUUCACAUUCCUUUCAGCCAAGGAGUGACCCGUCCUUUACUUCCAACCUGAACUUCUGGUUUCUGUCUGGGCGUUAUUUAUUAUUAGCUGAAUACUCCCAAUUUUCUUUUUAAAAAAAAUAAGAACAACUGAGUUAUGCACAUUUGCUAAUCAACAUUGGGAUCGUUAUUUCAUCAGAAUAUGUUUCAGGUUCAAACGGCAGCACUCAGGAAAUAUAUGUAGAGUAAAAAUUGUUGUUCAUGUCUGACUGGGACAAGCAAUGUCCCAGUCAGACACUUUAUUUGCUUAUUUAUCUAAUAAUGGUAAUAAGAGUUAAAAUGCCCUGUUUUAGUCAUGUUCAUAUUGUUUAUAUUUACGUGUUGUUGCAUUUUGCCGACUCUGAAAGAGCAAAAGGUUCCACAGAUGAACUGGACCCACUUCGUCUGUUUUCACUCAUUUCUUAUUUCCUUUUCUGACUGGCUGUGUGAUCCAUGUUGAAAUCAGAGUCCAUCUUUUUAUUUUAUUUUAUUUUUAAAAACACAGGUAAAGUGAAGACGGUGAAGACAGAAAAAAAAUUAGCGGAAAUCUUUUAUUUCCUUUUGUUCUUAAGAAUAUAUAUAUAGGCACAUACAUGUAUUCAAAUUAUAAAUUGCUUUCAUCAUAUUUCUUUUUAAAUAUAUUUUGUAAAUAAAAUGUGAAAUUAAACUUACCAGUGUAAACAUUAAACUGUACUGUUAUUUAAAUCACUCUGAAAUGAUGUAAUUGAUCUACUUGCAGUGUCCUGGCAUUUGCUUUAUUUGGUCCCUUUACUUAAAGAUGUAGUUUGGAUGGAGAGGUUAAAAAGAAUGGAAAAUGAUGUCAUUUUGCAAAAAUAUCAAUCACCAUUUAAUCCAGUUUCACCAUUCAGUGUACUUUAGUAAGACUAUCAGAAUCCCACAUCUUGGUUUGGCAAUAUCUGAGCAUGAAAGUUUUCCAAAUUUCUCAGAUUCUGUUCACACUGAACGUCCCACUAGAACAUUUUAAAACUGAAAUGUUAUGUCAUUUGAAGUCAUUCUUUUAUUAAUUUGAUAAUUUAUGCUGAUAAAUAAAAUCUCUAUCUUCAGUUUUCUAUCAGGCAUCUGAAGAUUUUGGGGUCAACGCUGCUAGAAAGUUAGAAACGUUUUAGAAAGUUUUAGUUCCAUCUGAAAAUAAAAUAACCCCAGAUCAAUAUUCUACCA
Molecule: messenger RNA, 3968 nt
Organism: Xiphophorus couchianus (Monterrey platyfish)
Lineage: Eukaryota; Metazoa; Chordata; Actinopteri; Cyprinodontiformes; Poeciliidae
Gene: mier2
Product: mesoderm induction early response 1, family member 2
Exons: 12
Coding region: 256-1656 (466 amino acids)
Biological process (GO): negative regulation of transcription by RNA polymerase II
Cellular component (GO): nucleoplasm
Molecular function (GO): histone deacetylase binding; transcription corepressor activity
Source: RefSeq, a predicted model, not a curated record